This is a messenger RNA of Strongylocentrotus purpuratus (purple sea urchin), 465 nucleotides long. Its product is annotated as solute carrier organic anion transporter family member 4A1-like. NCBI's taxonomy places the organism in Eukaryota, Metazoa, Echinodermata, Echinoidea, Camarodonta, Strongylocentrotidae. Gene Ontology annotation, biological process: transmembrane transport. Bases 1 to 465 code for a protein of 154 amino acids. Gene Ontology annotation, cellular component: membrane. The transcript has a single exon. The record is from RefSeq and is a predicted model, not a curated record.
AUGGCACCUGUUAAAGAAGAAGACGGAGUUACGCUUACUAUAGAUGAGCCUAUUAAUGAAGACAAGAAAAAUGGCGAUGGGAACCAACUGAUGGCGGAUGAUGGUGACGGUAAUCAUGCGUACGCUUGUUUCUCAUGGAAACCCGCCUUCCUACAAUUCCUUGUAUCUCCGCGAUUCUUCUGCGUCCUGUUGUGCAUGGUGGUCGCCUCGGACGCCUUCAACUCGGGGACAUUCGGUAGCGCAGUGACGUCACUUGAGACGCGCUAUAAGCUACCUUCAUCUCAGCUUGGCUUCAUCAACAGCAUGUAUGAGCUGGCCUCACUGGUCCUAGUCCUGUUUGUGGUCUACUACGGAGGGAAACCAACCAGUAACAGACCUCUGUGGAUUGGCCUUGGAAGCUUACUGAUGGGGAUAGGUGUGUUGGUUGCGCUCUUGCCACAGUUCAUAUUCGGAGCUUACGUGUAA